Octopus sinensis (East Asian common octopus) is the source of this 591-nucleotide messenger RNA. RefSeq names its product homeobox protein SIX2-like. The coding region runs from base 1 to 591 and encodes 196 amino acids. The transcript is spliced from 2 exons. Gene Ontology annotation, cellular component: nucleus; transcription regulator complex. Gene Ontology annotation, molecular function: DNA-binding transcription factor activity, RNA polymerase II-specific; RNA polymerase II cis-regulatory region sequence-specific DNA binding. The record is from RefSeq and is a predicted model, not a curated record. NCBI's taxonomy places the organism in Eukaryota, Metazoa, Mollusca, Cephalopoda, Octopoda, Octopodidae. Gene Ontology annotation, biological process: regulation of transcription by RNA polymerase II.
AUGCCUUACAUGGACUGCCGAGUGUGCAGUAACUACUCCCAUUUCAGCAACCGCGAAGAUUUGUACCACUUUGAGGUGAUCGACAAGUUAUUCCGCGAAAACAAAUUCAGUCAAAUCCGAACUUACUUGAGCACUAAUACAUUUCCCUGCCACAUUUGGAAUAAGCUGCAAAAACUGUGGUACGAAUCGUUCUACCAAGAACUCCGGUCACACGGAAAAGAGUUGAAGGCUGUGGCAAAAUUCAGACUGAGAAAAAAGUACCCCCCACCCCGGACUGUGUGGAAUGGGGAAAAGUUGUCGUACAACUUGCCACAGAAAUCAAGGAAUUUCCUCGAGGCCUUUUUCCGAAAUAACGAAUUUGCAUCCACGGACGAGAAGGAGGAAAUGGCCAAGGCGAUGGGGAUGACCGAGUCGCAGGUCUCCAAUUGGUUCAAGAACAAAAGACAGAGGAAGAGGACGAAUGAGCGUAAAGGACCAAGUCCCAACCAGAAUGCCGGCCACAAUGCACGUUUCGAGGAGGAGAGGGAACAUGUUGAACACGACGUGUGUCAAAAUGACUUGGAUGGCUCUACAAUUAUCAAACGAGGGUGA